GUUGCGGAGGGAGUUAUACUCGAUCCGACAGUAUUCGGUAUCAUAAUAAACGUCGGAUAAAGCAGUAUGCGGAUCGAUAAUGUGGUUUACGGAUCGAUUAAAAAAAUGGCAUUACCAACAACGCAUUCAAUUCGCGUUUCAAACAAAUUUACUCGUUUCUCAUCCGCAGGUCAUUGCGUUGCGGAUAUUAUUAUAAUAAAGAUGGAGAGCAAUAAAAUGAAACGCACAACCACCAGAGAGCAAUUUAAAGGUUUAAUAUCUCGUAUGAAGGAGCGUCCCGAUAUUGCAAAAAAUUUUACCAGAAGUGCUCUUAACGAGGUAGAGCAAUUUUGGGAGAGUGUGCGUGAGGAACUGAAUUCAUUAGGGCCCCCAUCGAAGAGUAUUUCAGAAUGGAAAAAGGUUUGGUCAGAUUUUAAAUCAGCAGUAAAGAAAAAGUUGGCGCACAAUAAAAGGGAAUUACAAGCAACUGGUGGAGGCGAAAAUAGGGAACUACCUUUAUCGUUAUAAUAAAGGUACGAAUUGUCUCCAGCAGGUUUCAAAAUUUGUAUGUGGGUGCCAUCUACGCAUAUAACUAUGCCGGGAAUUCUUGUUUUUCCAAAAAAAUAUCUUUUGGCUUCAAGCUCUUCAGUCUCGGUCAUUGCCAAGCUUAUCCAUUUGGGGCAUAGUGUUGCCUCUAAAAUAUUUAAACCUUCUGACAGUACUAUGGACACUGUGGACUGCGCCAUGCCAAUAUUAAAAUCUUGCCCAGUACCAU
Molecule: messenger RNA, 754 nt
Organism: Anastrepha obliqua
Lineage: Eukaryota; Metazoa; Arthropoda; Insecta; Diptera; Tephritidae
Exons: 3
Coding region: 67-507 (146 amino acids)
Cellular component (GO): nucleus
Source: RefSeq, a predicted model, not a curated record